AUGGAUUUCCAACGUAUACUGCAGAACCCAGUGGAGCAGAUGUUUCGUACGGAAGGCACAACAUCCUCCAUCCAGACUUCCGUGCUCGACCAAAGAAUUAUUGAAGAUUCAAUCAAGGUAUUUGAGCAACAGCUCGAAAAGAGUUGGGCGCGUCAAAGAGCCCCCAGAGGGUUAAAGAAACAUUUCCUAGGAACCCGAACUUCCGAUGCAUCAGUAACGUCACGCAUCUUCUUGGAGACUGGAGGGCUAAAAUCAUGGCUAGCACAUUUCCUUGCAACAAAAGGAAAGGCUCAUUUUAAAGGGCAACACCAGAGAUCCACCACUCUUGCUGCAUUUCACGAACUAUCAUUAGAAAACAGGAAAGCUGUCGCAAGAAAAGUGGCCAAUGUACAUCCACACCCGACUGUUAGCCGCGCCAUUCACAGAAUAUCCAAAAAUUUCACAGACGAGGGUCUCUUGGAGUCUUUCCACAAUGAAAACUCUCGACACUCCUCCACAAACAGUGAUUCGACCAGAGAUCUUGCCAUAGCCUCUAUGGAAGGGACACGGAGAGACCCCAAUUAUGCCUUCGACAGCUCACGACAUAUCGAAGGACCUGCACAACAUGUGGUGCUUGAAAAAGCCUCACUGCAAGGGAUCGCGGACAUUUUCGACCAGUAUAUGUGCAGUGCGAUUAGGAAAGAUAGAGAUCAGUGUGGAGAAUCCACUUGUCUUAAGGCUGCUGUAACGAUGGACUUCCCUUUUGACGGAUUAGUAGAUUGCCUUAUGAGCUUGGCUAUUGACCAAAGCAAGGUCGAGUAUCUUGCCAUGGCAUUGUUCAAUCUGCAUGUGGAAUCAGCAGGGCAAGUUCGAUACUUGAUUCUCAACGAAGGGGCCAAAGUAAUACCGAACCCUGAUAUUACGCUAAAAGGAGUGCUCGACGACGCUAUUAUUCGUAUACUUGGUCCGGACAUACACAGCGCAAUCCGAGCUAGCCGAAUGCGUAGAAAGGAACUGGAAGAGGGGAAUCGUGUGACUGAGUGUGUAUCCAUGAUAAUUACAAACAAAGCUAAUGAGGGCGCCAUUAUCAAUUUGUCACUGGGUUUGAAAGACGGCGCUCAAAUACAAAACAAGCUAUAUACAUAA
Molecule: messenger RNA, 1125 nt
Organism: Aspergillus tanneri
Lineage: Eukaryota; Fungi; Ascomycota; Eurotiomycetes; Eurotiales; Aspergillaceae
Exons: 2
Coding region: 1-1125 (374 amino acids)
Source: RefSeq, a predicted model, not a curated record